Molecule: messenger RNA, 1558 nt
Organism: Daldinia loculata
Lineage: Eukaryota; Fungi; Ascomycota; Sordariomycetes; Xylariales; Hypoxylaceae
Product: Apc15p protein-domain-containing protein
Exons: 2
Coding region: 120-1274 (384 amino acids)
Biological process (GO): anaphase-promoting complex-dependent catabolic process
Cellular component (GO): anaphase-promoting complex
Source: RefSeq, a predicted model, not a curated record
UCUUCGCUACGACCGGGACAAUAUCACACGAAAUGGUCGUUAGCUCGAUACUUCACAGAACCGCCAAUUGCAUUUAGUAGCGAAUCCCCUUGUCCUGUUCCUAACCGAGCUCAACCACCAUGUUGUCCCUCCUCCCGGACCUAACACCACGCGACUCGCACUCGCUAUGGUACACCUCCUCCCGUAACCCCCUCUCGAGCUUCACGUACGAUGCGAACCCCCAACAGCAACAACAGCAGCAGCAGCAGCAGUUACAGCAGCAGGACAGCUCUGCUGGGAACCCCCACGGGGUUAAUAACCACCGCCGCGGGGCCCAUCUGAUUGAGCGGUCGCCGCUCGCACGCCUACGCGCUGACGAGCAGAACCUCGAGCGCCGCCGCCUAAACGUCGCUAACUUCGGCAGCGCAUGGCUCAAGCCCCCUGGCAUCCCCAAGACCUUGCACCAGCUGCGCGAAGAGCGCCGCGAAGCUGAGGAGCACCAGGAGGCGCUUCGUCGCGAGCAGCUUGCCCAAGAACUCGCCGAGGCCGAAGCCGCGGGCGUUAACGCCGUCGAUGCCGGUCUCGACGCGCAGGGCGACGAUGGGGUUAUGGACGACGUGCAAUUAGACGGGGCUAGGGAUUUGGACGAAGACAUCCCUGAGGCGGAUGCCGACUUUGGUAUCGGAUCUGAUGAUGAGGAUGAGGAUGAAGAAGAUGAAGAUGAUAGCGAUGACGAAGACGACUCUGAAGAUGAUGACGAAGAUGACGAUGAUAACGAUGAUCCAGAGCAAAGGGCAGCACAUGCGCAACAGCAGCUCAUGGCACAAAGGAUGAGGCAAGCCGACGACGCGUUUCGCGAAUCGGGGGUUCGCGGGCGAGAUAGCAACUACUACGGCGUUGACGACGAAGUAGACGACGAAGACCAGGCCCAGAUGAUCGAGGAAGACGACCUAAUCGGUCACGGAGACGGUGCGGACAUGGAUAUGGACGCCGAUCUCGAUGACGAUAUCCCCGAAGCAGAGGACGGAGGCUAUGAGCACACGGACUCUGAGGCGGAUAUGAGUAGCGAAGAAGAAGAAGACCAACCCGAAUUGAGCUUCGCCGCGCAGGCAUCCCAGCAGGCAUCCCAGCAGGCGUCACAACAGCAUAGGUAUAGGCAUAGUCUAGCACGAAGUGACGCGACGCGGCAUAGCCUCGCUAUCAGCGACAUCCUAUCCCACGACGGCGACAGCAUCGGAAGCAGCCCGCAAUUCCAACGGCGCGCCAGCGGUCCCGCACGUCGAGCUCGAGGUUGAAGUUAAUAGGGAGUCAUUGGACCUUGCUUAUAUUCAUCACAUCACAUCACAUCGCAUCACUUUGCAUUGCAUCUGCAUUACCUUAAGAUACCCAUCCCCUUUUAUUAUUCUUCGUUCUUCCGCGCCGUCCCCUAUGGAGAAUCCGUAGCCAGCCAGCCAGCCAGUCUUUAGUAUUUUCUAAUGCAAAAAGAAAAAAGACGAUGAAGACAUGAAUUAUGAUACAUUUGAUUACAAGGCUCGUAAAACGACUCGGCCGGCCCGCGUCUUCCCAUAUGUACUCGUGA